Messenger RNA from Tetrahymena thermophila SB210, 333 nucleotides. Its product is annotated as splicing factor. NCBI's taxonomy places the organism in Eukaryota, Ciliophora, Oligohymenophorea, Hymenostomatida, Tetrahymenidae. Gene Ontology annotation, molecular function: RNA binding. The record is from RefSeq and is a predicted model, not a curated record. Gene Ontology annotation, cellular component: U2 snRNP; U2-type spliceosomal complex. The transcript is spliced from 2 exons.
AUGGUUGGAAAUAGACCUCCUACAAGUUUGUUGCCCACCAACUAUAUAGUAUUAGUAAAUAUGUUUACAGAAACUGAUUUCUAAAACGAUCCCGAUUUCUUCACAGAUCUUAAAGAAGAUGUUAGUGAGGAAUGCAAAAAGUAUGGCGAUGUUGUUGAAGUAUUUGUAGCAAUUCGUAGUCCUUGUGGUUCUGUAUUUGUAUUGUUUAAUGAUGCUACUGGCGCAGUAAAUUGUGCAAAGAAUAUUGAUGGAAGAAUGUUUAAUGGAAGACCUAUUUCUUCAUAUUGUAUUUCAGAAGACACUCUUCAAGAUGAAUUACAAGAACAUCUUUGA